AGUGUGUGCGCGGGCGCAGUGCGAGCGGCUUCCGUCUGUUUACUGAACAGUGCUACUGCCGACUGAACAUUUAUUGUACAGUUUAUCUGUUGACUGAACAUAUGAGUUACAAUGGUCGAUUACAGCUGAGAGUGUUUUCUUCGGGGAGCCAUGCCCUGCGGGAGUCGAAGCAGCUGAACGUGUGCUGAAAUGUUGAAAAAGGAAUCGAAGGGCAAGAUGUCGGAGGAGGGCAGCACCGGGGAGGGGCAGUUCAACCUGGAGGGCAUCCUGAGCGAGCUGGGCAGCUUCGGCAAGUACCAGCUGCUGCUGCUGCUACUCCUCGCCUUCCGUGAUUCCUUCCUCAACAUGUGUAACUUUAACUACGUCUUCACUGCCGCUGAGGUCGCUUACAGAUGUCACGUACCGGAAUGUGAGAAAACCGACAUCAGAUUCAACGCGAGUUGGGUGUCAUCGAUCUUGUCGAAUAGAUCGGAAGCGUGUCAUAGAUUAACACCGCACAGAGCGGACAAUGUCACUGAGGUCGAAGGCUUGUGGAAUCUGAAGGUCGAUAAUAGUAGUUGCUCUUUGCGGAUGUUUGAUGAGAAAGAGACAAUGCCCUGUGAAAAGAUCGUAUAUGAAGACUACAAUAGUAUUGCUGCGGAGUUCGACCUGGGUUGCCAGCCGUGGAAGCGGACACUAAUAGGAACUGUUCAUAAUUUAGGACUUGUCUUCUCUUUCAUUGUAUCCGGUGUUAUAUCCGACAGGUACGGUCGUAAAGUGAUAAUUGUGGUGACUCCACUAAUGGUGGGCGCAGCGGGACUUCUCAAAUCCUUCUCCGUCAAUUACUGGAUGCUCCUUAUCCUUGAAUUUCUAGAAACGGCACUAGGAUACGGGAACGCAUCUCUUGUAUUAUCACUUGAAACAGUCAGUCAGAAGAGCAGAGUAGUAUACUCCUGUAUAGCUGACAUCCUCUCAAACUUUGGGGGAGCAUUUUUCGGUUUGAUAGCCUGGAAGAUCCCCUACUGGCGGCACAUGAUGCGGGCUAUUUACGCUCCACUGCUGGUCGUGGUCUUCUACAUAUUUCUAGUAGACGAGGGAGUCCGGUGGCUCCUCGCACAUAACAAGAAGGACGAAGCUGUACGAGUACUGAACAAAGUUGCUAAGAUCAAUAAUAUCACAUUAUCGAACAAAGCAAAAGCAAUGCUGACUAAAAUAACUGAAGAGAGAAGUAAAGCUGAUCAGAUAGUACAAACACGUUCUGAAGAUCCACCUCCCAUCUUCUCUGUGCUGCGCUCAAAGAAGAUAGUCCUCCGCAUCGCCUUGAUCUCCGUCAGCUUCUUCUGCUGCAUGUUCGUGUUCAGCGGCGCCAUCAUCAACUCCACCAGCAUCUCCGGCAACAAGUACCUCAACUUCUCUGCCAUGAUGCUGGUGGCCAUCCCCACACGCAUCAUCACGGCGCUCACCCUCACCAGGUUCGGCAGGAAAACGCCGAUCUGUGUCGCCUACUGUCUUUGUGCUACGUUCUUCAUGGCUUCUGCGUUUGUGCCUAAAUCGAUGUGGUGGGCAUCCCUGGUGUUCUACCUGGCGGGCAAGAUGUGCAGCAGCUACGGGCUGUUCUCGAUGCUGGUGGUGACGAUGGAGGUGUUCCCCACCACGUCGCGCAACUCCCUCACCAACGUCGCCAACACGGUGGGCCGCCUCGGCUCAGUGCUGGCGCCGCAAGCGCCGCUACUGGGCCAGUAUAUGUCUGGUUUACCUAGCGUAGUGUUCGCUUUAGUAGCACUAGGCCCUGCUGUGCUCGCCCUCUUCCUCCCAGACACGAGCAGGACGCCGCUGCCCGACCGGGUCGCUGAUGCUGAAAGACUUGAUGAGUCGCCCGACCCUACACUAGAGAGGGUCACGACAUCCUAACAGUGAUAGGAAAGAACAGUACUUUUUUGUUAGUACAGUCGGGAAAACUGACGGUGUUCAUAAUAUUACAAUCGCUUGAAACGAGACGCGAAACAAAAAAAUUACGUCUUUACGAAAAAUUUAAUCUGUGUUACACAGUUUCUUUUUAUUAUUUAAUUGCACCCUCUUUUAUAAUAAAAUAUUAUUUAUUGGUCAAAACAGGUACAGAACAUAUAAAAAUAAAACAAAAAACAGUUCUCGAUCAAAAGGAGAAAGCUCAGCUGAUGCGGCCUCCAGCUUCACCCUGAAGGCCGCGCUGGUUUUCCCUCCCCUUAACUUCAAUUGAAUGGUUCAAUUUAUUAUAUUAUUUAUCUAAUAAAUAUUAGGAUGCGGAGUUUAUCUCGGUUUCAAUAAACAAUAUUUUUCAAGAAGGAACACCGCAGAUUUCCACGACUGUACAUUCCAGUUGACUCGACACUGCAUUAUUUGCUCUAAUGUUACACUCGUUUGCAACAAGACUGUGCCAAUAUUACCGCGUGGCAAAUGAACAAAUUGUACAAGUGGAAUGUGACGUCAUAAAGUGUGAAAUUGACAAUAAGUGUGAUUUUUUUUAGUGUAAGUGUACAGUGUAGAAUUAAAACUCAAUUUUUGAGUAAAC
Papilio polytes (common Mormon) is the source of this 2527-nucleotide messenger RNA. RefSeq names its product organic cation transporter protein-like. Gene Ontology annotation, biological process: transmembrane transport. Bases 190 to 1890 code for a protein of 566 amino acids. Gene Ontology annotation, cellular component: membrane. The record is from RefSeq and is a predicted model, not a curated record. NCBI's taxonomy places the organism in Eukaryota, Metazoa, Arthropoda, Insecta, Lepidoptera, Papilionidae. The transcript has 10 exons. Gene Ontology annotation, molecular function: transmembrane transporter activity.